This is a messenger RNA of Aspergillus caelatus, 879 nucleotides long. RefSeq names its product CVNH domain-containing protein. Lineage: Eukaryota; Fungi; Ascomycota; Eurotiomycetes; Eurotiales; Aspergillaceae. The coding region runs from base 278 to 601 and encodes 107 amino acids. The transcript is spliced from 3 exons. The record is from RefSeq and is a predicted model, not a curated record.
AGCUAAUCCUGUUGUAGUGCAACAAAGUCAAAUCAAUACCUCAGCUCCCCACCGACGUCAAUCAUAGGCGGAAUUCAACAAAUGAUUGGAAGCCAUGUGUUAUUGUGUAUAGCAUUAACGAGAUUGACUUGACAUAUGGGGGAGAGGUCCUACCCGUGAGAGACUCAGAUAUAAAUACCAGCUGCUUGUCCUGCUAAAUCUGUUUUCCGGUCUUCUUCCUCAAUUCAUCAUAACACAGUCACAACAAGUAUCCUCAACAAACAAUUCCUUAGCCAACAUGGAUUUCCAAUCGAGUGCUCAAAACAUUCGCGUUGAGGGAAAGAAUAUCUUGGUUGCUGAACUCCGAUGCGAGGACGGUGAAUGGCGCGAGGCGAGAGUUGAUCUGGAUGAGCAUCUCGGAAACGACGAUGGCCACUUUCAAUGGGGCGGUCGGAACUUCUCCGACACUGCUGAAGAUGUCCAUUUCGCGAUCGAGGGCGGUUCAAAUGUCCCUGUUCUCCGCGCCCAAUUGCGCGAUCGGAACGGUAACUAUCAACCACGCGAUGUCAACCUUGGUGAACGUGUCUCCAAUGCAAAUGGAUACUUUCAUUUCCAGUACUGAUUCGAUCCCUAUAUUAUGAUAUUAUUUGACUAUGGUUGGAAGGACACCUGCGAGGCACAUUAUGCUCUAGCAUACAGCUGCAAAGUGCCGUUACGAUUUAUAAAUACUUGUUGUACCUAGUAUAGCUCUUCGGUGUAUGCGAUACCUUUGAACGCGAAUCCCUCCUGGAAUUAUGUCUCUACUGCAAGAGUCAUACAUCAAGUACUAUCAGUACAGGCACAUGAGUACCCUGAAACGAAACAACAGGUCAUUACCAGCAAGAUGAUAAAGGGAAUCUG